CUAAAAGAAAUAAGAAUUGAAAAUCAAAGAAAGCCCAUUCACCUCCCUCUUCCUCGGCUUCAAUCCCCCCUGAAACAGUGAAACCCCAGAAAGAAAAUGGCCCUAGAGACCUAUUUCCAGUUCAGCUCCAUUGCAGCUACAACUAGAGCUUCUGUUUUACAUCCUCUCUCUUCAAUUUCCUCCAGGGAAAGGUUCAAUUUGCCGACAUGCAAAGGGUUGAAGGUGUCUACCCUCUCUCAUUCAGCACCAUCAUCAUCUUCGUCUUUAUCCCGUUCUCUUGAUCACAGAUGCCGUGGAUCCAGAAUUGUCUGCAAAGCCGGAGAAGUCAUCGAUGAGGUUCGAGUGGUGAACGAAAAAAGCUGGGAAAAUUCUGUCAUUGCAAGUGAACUCCUAGUUCUGGUGGAGUUUUGGGCACCAUGGUGUGGGCCAUGUAGGAUGAUCCAACCUGUGAUUGAAGACUUGGCAAAGAAGUAUGCUGGCAAGAUUGUGUGUUUCAAGGUCAACACUGAUGAGUGCCCAAACAUUGCAACAGAAUAUGGGAUCCGGAGCAUCCCAACUGUGUUGUUCUUCAGGAAUGGAGAGAAAAGAGAGAGUGUUAUUGGUGCUGUGCCAUUCUCUACUUUGAGUGCUGCUGUAGAUAAAAAUUUGGAAUUGUGAAGACAGAAAGUGAUCCUUUUAUCAACACCAUUGUUUUGUUCCACAUUGAUGGCAAGCACUAUCCAUGUAUAAAUUCACUCGAAGGAACUCUGAACAACUGUGAUGCUAAAAUUUCUGUUUAUGUAUUUCUUAUGGUAAACCA
Nelumbo nucifera (sacred lotus) is the source of this 799-nucleotide messenger RNA. Its product is annotated as thioredoxin-like. Gene Ontology annotation, cellular component: cytoplasm. Gene Ontology annotation, molecular function: protein-disulfide reductase activity. Lineage: Eukaryota; Viridiplantae; Streptophyta; Magnoliopsida; Proteales; Nelumbonaceae. The record is from RefSeq and is a predicted model, not a curated record.